GUAAACGUAAAGAGGAGGGUAUUGUUUUGUUCCGUCCGACUUUCAAAGGGGCCAAAUACGUUAGUGCGGUAAGACGCGUGCGAACCGUUUGCGAACGAGUCAACUCGUAGCCUGAAAUUCCAUCGCGGCUUUUAUUUCACAUUUGGAACUCGAAUAGAAUUUUCGUUUUCGUCGAUUUUUGCAAUUUUAUUUGUUACCAAAUUCAUGUAGUUUGAUAGCGUGCAGGAGUGCGGUUACGUAAAAUAUGCGGGGCACCUCGCAAGUAUUUGCCAGAAGUGAAUUUUUUCGAUACAUAAAACGAAAAAAUAAAAAAGGGCAUAAAGUGAAAUAAAUUUUGUGUACUGGAAGACACAAUGAAGUUCAGUGAAAUCAACGGCGAUAAUUUGGCUUUCGAUGGGAGAUCACCCCAAAAGGUGUUUACGGAAACAGAUUGUGCACGAGAAAAGAUUGCAUCAUCUGAAGCACAAAUGAUCUCUAUAAGGGAUGAGUUGGAAAUGGUACAGCAUGCGCUCAAGAUUCAAACACGAAGAUGUCGACAACUAGUUGUAGAAUACACGAAGCGAUUGCAACUAAAAGAGCAACAAUAUGAAGCGGAAAAACGACUGCGAGAUGAUCAACUGUCAAGAGUGCUACGGGCUUUACUCGUGUGCGAAGCAAGGCUUCGUCAAGAGCAGAAAUAUAUUAGCCAUCAAUUGGAAGAAAAAGAUUAUGCAAUUAAAAAGCAACAAGCAUACAUUCAAAAACUAUUGGCCAGUCAUUAUUGCAAAAAUUGUGAUCAGUAUUAUUCUCCCAACGUUCACUUGGAAAGUCCAAAUAGCAGUUUGGAGUAUGUAGUUACGGAUCAACAUGAUUACCAGAGUUCAACAUUUGAAUCUUUAGAUAGUAGUAGUGAAACAUACGCGAGUAUAUCAGAGAAAGAUUCGGAUUCAAGAAUAUCGGGGUUUGGAAAUUCAAUUUCUAGCGAAGAAAAUGUUAGAGCUAUUGAAAGUGCGUCGAGAAAUACCUUUAUAAAAAAUAAAAACAAGGACUCCUUAAAUCGACGAAAUAAAAGAAUUGGACACCGGAAAAUAAGUAAUGGUAAUUAUUUUGAUGUGUUGAAGAUGCGAAAUGAAAAUAGUGCUAGUUCUAAUGACGAAAAUAGUCUCAUUUAUGAACACAACGAUUGCUCGCUAUUGCACAAUAGCUUAUCUGAAAACAAUUAUACAAGUGAAAAGGAUAUUCUAACAGACGAAUAUAAUUCCUCAGGAAGUACUGAAGUUGGGUCAAAUAUCAGUAACGACCGCCGUAAGGACGAAAGUAUUGAUCGCAAUGACGCCAAAGGCAAAGUGAAAAUUACAGACACAAUACCUAUAUUUGAAGGCGACGGUGAAACAAAUGACAACUGGUAUGCAAGCGCCAGCGAGCAAGAAGAUGAAGAACACAGAGGGGUUUACAGAAAUAAUCCUGUUUUGGAAUGUAUGAAUCAAAUUCUUAUGCAAAAUAUAAACGAUCCACUAGUCUCCCCACCAAAAACUCCAAACACCGAAAAGAAGUUCAAUAAAGACAGUAAGAAAGUUAAAUUUAGUGAUGAAGAAGAUUGUAAGAACUACACCAAAUUAAACGAAUCGGAAAGUAAUUAUUACGAAACUCCCAUUCAAAAAACCCCAAACUUUUAUGAAACACCUCAAAGCAUAUACAGCAAUGAUUAUGAACAAAUUUUAAGCCAGUGUAGCGAAACGUUCCAAAACAGUUCUUCAAAGGAUAAUAACACAGAAAGAAAAUCUAACUCAAGAACGCACGGGACCGCAGGUGACGAAAAGACUACCAACCACUAUUACAUCGCAAUGGAGACAAAAUCUGAUCAAGAUGAAAAAGACACUAAAGCUCUUAGGAAGAGCAAGAUUCUUCGAACUCCGCCUGCUUUACCACCCAAACCUGCAAAUUUAUUGUCUAAAUAUAAAAUUCAGCAUUUACAAUAUGGGCACUCUAGGGAUAGUGACAAAAGUUUUGAUUCCGAACCAGAUUAUUGUUCCAUUUCUGAAAUAAAUUUACCGACAAUAGAUAAAAGUAAACCUACAUUAAAAAACCAUUCCCCCACCGAAAGUUUGCGAAAUAUUGAACCUAUAUUGAAUAAAGUCAUUAAAUCCGAAGAAAAACGAUCAGCUCCGCAGUCACCUCAAGAAGUUAAGGAUAAUCAGUUGUCGCCACAAUACAAACCUGUGUCUUUAAAUGAAUCCUUAUUCAAUCCAAAGUUUAUUAAGGGUGGCGAAACUGACCAACUAUCCCACAAAUCCGAAAACACCCCCAAAAAAGCGCCAUCGCCAGAAAUACCCAAGUUGCCGCAAGUUACGGAAAUAAUUAUUCCAGAGGAAAAUGAACCAAAAUCUGAAGUAUGCGUAAAUCAAGACAAUUACAUAAAAAACAAUACCCAAAUCCUACAGCAAAAGAGUAAUCAUUCAAGCAGAACUCGACCAAUUCAAAUGGGUUCGACCGUUUCCAGUCUAAUAGCUAGUUUUAAUAACAAACAACUUCUCUCAGAAAUAAACCAUAAAUCUGGGACGCAGCAUAAAAAUAGCGCAAUGUUCUCAAGUUUUGAAAACUUACAAAAUUUAGAGACGCAUUCAUCGGACUCGACGUUGGCGAAUAACUUUGAAAAUUUUGACUUAAGCCAAAAUUUUGAAGAGUUCAAAUUGGACGAUUGUGAAAUUGAGGACUUUAACGGAUCUCGUUCUACUGCCGUCGAAACGGACAAUAGCAAGGUCGAUCUUAGUAACAACAAAGUAAAUAGUAAACAUUUAAUGGGAGGCAUUCAUUUUAGUUCACCUACUCGCGUUGAAUUGGUGCGAGCAACCAAUGACGUAAUUAGUAGUCCCUCUUUAAAUUUAAAUUCUUUGCAGCAAUUUAAGAAAAAAUUGGAGUUAGAAAAAAAUAGAAUGUCAAUAAAUAAUCAAAUUAAAAGGGAUAGCAAUGCUAACAUGAAGUGUAAUGAACCUACUUACGAACAUUUUUUGGAAUGUACUGGGUUAAGUUCGAAGUCAAUAAUAACGCCAUCUAGGCUAAUAAGCAACCACAAAACUAUGUUAAAGCCAAAAGAUAUAAAAUUGCGUUCAAAAGUGAAAUCCAAUAGUUCAUUAGACAGGGAACAAGUAGCUGUAAAAUAUUGGUCUGAACCUUUCUUAUAAGCUUUUCUUUUUUAUUUAACUUUUAAGACGUAUUGUCCACAGCCAUUUUGUUUGUUAUCUAUCAUUAGUAAUUUAUUUAAUAUUUACCUACCAAAGAACAUAUAGAAUUUUAUAAUCUAUUAUUAAGAAUAUUACUAUUACGAUUAGACAUUUCUUAAGUUACUUUCCAGUGUUAAUCAUAUAGAUAGGUAAUAUGAAUUGUAUCAUAUCACUGUAUAUCUUAUGUUUAUCUGCAAAUAUGUAAUUGUAUAUUAUUAUUCAUAGACUAAACCUAAUUUUUAAUUACCUAUUUACAUGUGUUUAAAGCCAAAUAGUGGAGAAUAUUCCUAAUGAAAUAAUCGGACAUUACAGAAAAGUUUUCUGUUGUAUUUUGCACAUGUUUUAUCUCCGCAGAUAUCUAGUGAUUGAUACCAGUUGUACUGCCUUUUAAUAUAUUGUUUUAAUUACA
Molecule: messenger RNA, 3609 nt
Organism: Photinus pyralis (common eastern firefly)
Lineage: Eukaryota; Metazoa; Arthropoda; Insecta; Coleoptera; Lampyridae
Product: MATH and LRR domain-containing protein PFE0570w-like
Exons: 2
Coding region: 354-3161 (935 amino acids)
Source: RefSeq, a predicted model, not a curated record